AUGGCGUCCUUCUCCAGCUCCUCCUCCUUUUCCUCACCUUCACGCCGCUACCAAGAAGGAGACAAGGAGAACACACCCUCCCCCUCAUCCUCGCAUUCGCACAGCAUCGCCGCCACUCCAUUACCGCGUCGGAAGGCCUUAUUGAGCGAGGUCAUCGCACAAAGUCGCACCCCAUCCGCCACGCCAAAGCCGCCAAAACCACUCCCACCUCGUACGCCAGCUUCGGCGCUAAAGAGCAUCCUGCGCCAGUCGGAGACUCCUUCCUCUUCUUCGAUGCUGGGAGGAGGCAGCAGCAGCAGCAGCAGCAGCGGUAGAGGAGUGGAAUGGGGUUACAGAAUGACCGACGAGGGAGAUGUGAGCAAGAUAAGCGUGACGACGGCGGGGAGCACGGCUGCGCCUACCUCGAAUCAUGAGGAGCACUGCGAAGAGGAUGAAGAGCAGCAGGCAAGCUCCAGUCGUCUCUCUCUUCCCUCGACCAACGCCAACACGAGCACGAGCACGAGUCGCACCUCCAUUCGCUCCACACGUCCUCCGACCGCACCCGCAGCGCUAGACGCCUCAACAUCCGCAUCGACGGAUUUGUCUCUCUCCUCUCUCUCCAACACCGGGGGUCCGCUCCUCUCCAUGGGGGAGAAUGCGUCGAAUAGCAACCUGCUGCGACAUCUCGAUGACUCCAUGAAUAGCGGGAGCGUGCUUUCCGUCGGCAGGACGCCUCGAGCAGUCAGUCAGACGAGGAAUCGCCCGACAUCUUCGCCCAACCCAUCGAUUACUGCUACGCCUCGACCUAUGCGUCCUCGUCAAGCUGCAGCUCAACCUCUGCUCCCUCCGGGGAAGCAGAGUCCCUCCUCCUCCCUGCACGCGCACUCAUCCUCCCCAGCUACGGAGAUGCCUCGCCCAGCUUCUACUCUCCCCUCACAGACACAAGCACACGCACACGCACACGCACACGUACCACGCGAGCGUCUUUCCACGGGCACUACGAUCAGCACCAACUCCUCGUCCCUCUCAGUGGCGGAUAUGAGCACGCUCAGUAGUCAGAGCUUGAAUGACUCCUUCUUUAGGAGGGAGGGGGAGAAGUUGCGAGUGGCUUUUUGGGGUGGGCAGGAGCAGUGUGGGCAGGAGCAAGCGAAAGAGGAGGUGGAGGAUGUGCAGGUCGCAGAGAGCUCAGAUGUGCCCGCUGGGGAAGAGAUGCGCGGGAAGGGUGACGCUGAGGUGCACGAAAGCAGCGUGGCAGACGUAAGCCAGGCUGGCAUUUCUGCUGUGCACUCAUCUGAUGGACAGGGCGAAGAAGAGAAGGACGAGGACGAGGAGCAGGCUGAAGAGAAGGACGAGGACGAGGAGCAGGCUGAAGAGCAGGCCGAAGCCUCCUUGCCCGCAGUGGUGGAGCCUGAGGUCUCGAUGACCUCAGAGGCACAGAGCUUCGAGACCUCGUCGCCUCGCAGCAUGCUCGAUUCCCCCACGGUGAAGAUCGCAGCAAGGUCGCCGCAGCCAUCACCUCAACAUGAUGCCAACACCUCAGCUGUCUCCGCGAGCCGUCAGCUAGAAGCGGACAGUGCGUCGCCUUCCUCUUCGUCAAUCACCGCAUCAUCCGCCUCGCCCUCACCCAAGCCCGCAGCAAGUCCAGCACCUCGUCGUCCAGAGUCCGGCUACACUGCAAGCCCAUCGGCGGAUAAACUACGUCGCCUUGCUCUAGGCAGGGCCAGCGUCGAGCGUUUACGCGCGGGAGGCGAUUCAGCCCCGCGAGCUACGAAAGGCCGUACGAGCGGCGGGUCGGCCACGUCUGCCGCCUCGAGCGACUUUGUCUCGUUUGCUACUGCUGGGCAGUCUGCAGAAGAGGAUGGCGAGCUUGAGACGGAAGUUGAGACAGAGGAGGACGCAGAGGCGCAGCAAGAAAGGAGCGCGCAAUCACCCGCACGCGUCGUCGCUUCGCCCAAGAUGAAGGACAAGACGAUGCGUAAGCAAAUGCAGAGCCCGCACCCUGCCGCAGCUCAAACGCACGGCCACUUCGCAGAAAUGGCCACACCCUCCCCCACACGUCGCCCAGCAUCAGCUAUCUCCUCCCCAACGCAGCAACAAUGGCCGCCCACACCAGCAACAUCUCUGUCCCUCCCUCCAUCUGGCUCUCCACCGAGCGGCGACGCCCAAACACGUCUCCUCGCGGUACGCCACGCACUAGACGAGUACCUCUUCACACACUCUUCCCGCCUCUCAACCCUAUCCGUCCGUCUGACCUCCACCCUCUCUGAAGCCUCCCUCCUGCGGGACGUCCUCACCUCGGAGCUGGAAAGCAAGUCGCAGCUACUGCGCGAGCUUGCCGGGGUGAAGUGGGAGUUAGAGGAGCGAAUGAGAGAUAAGGAGGGCGUGCUGGAGGAGUGGAAACGCGAGAGGGAGGAGGGGGAGAGGAGGGAUGCGGAGCUCAGAAGGCUGGUGGAGAGGAUGAGGGAGCAGGUGGGGAGGAGGGUGGGCGUGGCCGCGGCCAACGCGGCGAGCGGGGUGGGUAGUGGAGAUGAGGAGGUGAUCCGAUUGCGCGAUGAGCUCACUCACGAGAGGGAGUUGAGAGAACAGCAAAGGCGCGACUAUGAGGUUCGCCUUCUUGCCGUGCGCGCCACUUCCUCCUCUCCCUCAUCACAACGGUCGCGCGAAGCAUCGCCCCAGCCAUCGGCAUCGACGGAGGAGAUCGCCCGCCUCGCCAGGGAGAGUGUCGAGCGUGACCACGAAGUGCGCGUCUACUCGCUGCAGCGUGACCAUGAGGAGGCCCUCGAGUCGCUGGAGGAGCAGUUGAUUGAGGCACAGCGGGAGCGCGAUGACGCGCUACAGCGUGCAGAGGGGAUGGAGGAGGUGGAAAGGGAGCGCGAUGAUGCGCGUCAGGAGAGGGAUGACGCGAGAGAGGAGCGAGAUGAGGCAUGCGAUGCGAGAGAGGCGUUGAGUGAGGAGCUGGCAAAGGCGCAGAGGGAGAGGGAUGAGGCUGUGGCCGAGCGCGAUGAGGCUGCAGAUGGGUCGAAGGGGCGACAAGCCAGUACGCACGAGGUGGAAGAGCUUCGUGCUGCCAACGAGGAGCUCUCGACUCGUCUUGAAGAACUUAUUGCGGAGCGAGAGGAGCGAGAUCAGGCUCACCAGGCCGCCUUAGCUGCACUGGAGAGGGAGCUCAAGCAGAAUCACGACGCCGAUGUAGAGCAUCAACGCGGGGAAGCCGCCGCCAAGCACGAUCAGCUGCACGCCAUUGCCUUGCGGAUGGAGCAGGAGCGCGAAGAACUCCUGGCUGCUGUGGCCGACAUGGAGCGCACGGUGGUGACGCCGCAGGAAGCCCGCAUUGCAGAGUUGGAGCACCAAGUCGCUGAGCAGACCAAGCAGCUGCAAUCUAGCUCCUCCUCAGCAGAGGCUGCCGAGCUGCAAGCCCGAUGCGACAAGCUCGCAGCUCAAGUAGGCGACCGCGGUCUCACGAUCACUAAGCUUGAGCGUCAGAACGAGAAAUUGGAGCUCGAGAUCCAGAACCACGCAAUGGCACUCGUAGCUAAGCAGGAGGAGCUUGCACUGCUCAAACGCAAAGUCAGGAAGGCUGGGCUGGUCACUCCAGGUCAGACUCCGGCGAGCUUGGACGACGGACGCUAUGAGGCAGCAAGUAGCUCGUGGGAGCAUGGAGCCCCAGAAGAGAUUCUCGAGCGUGGACCUGUCCCUGCCAAGGCGAGGGGAAGGAGGACGAUGGAUGGCGCUGGCGCUGCAGCCGGUGGGCCGCUACGAUCAGCGACUGUCAAUCAGGUCGUGAAUGAGGACCAAGAAGAUUUGGCCGAGGAGGAAGCUACCCCCAAGACGAGGCGUGUCGUCCACCACCCUCGUCACUCCACGAUCGCUGUCCGCCCAUCUCACUCACGAUCAAGCAGUCAAGCCAGCCAAAGCGACCAAGAGCAGCAGACAGAGGAGCGGCAUCGCAUCUCAUUGUCUUCCACUGGUUCUUCGUCGUCCGCAAGUCUGCAGAAGCGAACAACGCGCGCCUCCUCGCGGGACCUCACUGGCACCACCUUUCCCGAUGUGCCCACUCACUCCAUCGCAUCGGAGGGCACGUACGGCGGCCUGGAAGAGCCCAUGAGCCUGACUAACGUCUCUCGCAGUCGGCAAUCCCUCUCCCUCUCCCGACCCUCCCUUCCAGCAAACGCAGCAGGACGUCGCGCCCUAGUAGGUCGCGCCUCGACCAACAGCAGCCGCAGCAGUGUCUCGUCUGCUUCGUCGAAUUCGUCGCGCAUGUCCCUCUCUGGCGGAGCUUCCAUGUCCAAGAUGCCGGGGAUGGAGUCCUUCCUCGCCAAGCGGAGGGCAGCCGGUGAAGCCGUAGCCAGAAUGUCGGCCAUGAGUGAUGCGACACCGAGGAGGAGUCGUGGUUGGGCUGAGCAGGAGCAGGAGAACCUGAUGCCGGCUUGA
Molecule: messenger RNA, 4410 nt
Organism: Jaminaea rosea
Lineage: Eukaryota; Fungi; Basidiomycota; Exobasidiomycetes; Microstromatales
Exons: 1
Coding region: 1-4410 (1469 amino acids)
Source: RefSeq, a predicted model, not a curated record